CACAUAAUGCAAUUGCCACGGACAUUGUUGCUUCUCGGUUGCUGCUUUCUGGCAUUGACGCUCGUGACGGCGGCACCCGUCGGUCAAGAGGAACCAUUUUUCGAACUUCCGGUGCACCUGAUUGGCUUUCCGAUAAUUAUAGCGAGCGUAAGAAUCGCCAAUUUCUUCAAGAAGCUCGCUUAUAUUUUGAAUCCAGAGACCUAUGUCAGUCGAGUGAAGCGGGCGCACACACAUUUCUCUACGCACGACGAAGAGAUUUUAGACAUUGACCAAGUUGAGAAGAAGCUAGUAACCGAGUUUGGAAAUAACGUUUGUAUCUACGAAAGGAUUUGUGUUGAAUAUGCAGAACGAAUGCUUCGAAGAAAAAAUCGGCAACUUGACUGGAGUAUUCUUGAUUGGGACGAAGUGUUCAGCGAGUACAAGUCAUCGUCCAAUUUGACAAAGGAAAAUUAUUUGCUGAGUAUCUUCCUGGGCAACAUUAUUAGCAGUCCAAAGUUAUGUCAUUCAUUAGCGGAAAGAGGAAGAGGCUGCGACAAUGGCACCUUAUCUGAUUAG
Molecule: messenger RNA, 555 nt
Organism: Formica exsecta
Lineage: Eukaryota; Metazoa; Arthropoda; Insecta; Hymenoptera; Formicidae
Exons: 3
Coding region: 7-555 (182 amino acids)
Source: RefSeq, a predicted model, not a curated record